Molecule: messenger RNA, 4138 nt
Organism: Micropterus dolomieu (smallmouth bass)
Lineage: Eukaryota; Metazoa; Chordata; Actinopteri; Centrarchiformes; Centrarchidae
Product: Na(+)/H(+) exchanger beta-like
Exons: 12
Coding region: 448-2745 (765 amino acids)
Biological process (GO): proton transmembrane transport; regulation of pH; sodium ion transport
Cellular component (GO): membrane
Molecular function (GO): sodium:proton antiporter activity
Source: RefSeq, a predicted model, not a curated record
UCACUUUCACUCUGGCUAAACUUCGGAGGGGCUGCGUGCAAUGGCUGCGUGUUAAAGUGGAAAAAAGUUCAGCAUGAGAGAUUCCUGUGAGGUGGACAUGGACCUUGCUAAUUGAUGCAACUCAUCAGAGUUACAUCUGAAGAGAAAACAACAGUUUAGGAUCAAACAGGCCAACGACACUUCAGGCUUUAAAUCACCUCAGCAGGCGAGAAGCGUGUACAUUAACAUCACCACCCACGGAUGACAGCAACUUGUUUGUUUGCAACAUAAACCAUCGUUUGUUCUUCUACAGCUAUGCGCAAAUUUAAGAUUCAUGGGGAGUACGUGCGUAAAAGUGCGCGCUUCUCCGUGGCGCACCACGCUCGCUUUCCGUACUAUCCUCAUCUUCACCUUCAUCGGAUCUAGAGCUGAGCAGCAGCAGCGGUUCAGCCGUCAAACUGUCUGAAAAUGGCUGUGCUCCGUCCCGCCCGGAGGGGCUACAGUCUGCCUCUGACGGGGUUAAUGUGCGUUUUGCUGCUCGUUUUCGUCUCUGCUGCCUCCGCGAGUCGUGAUGUUUCAGGAAACAAUGAGACGUGGAGAAACCCACCCCGAGCGCCAGAGAAUGACUCCCAUCACAGAAAUAACUCCAAUGGUCACAGAAAGGCUUUCCCCGUACUCUCCUUCAACUACCAGCACGUCAGGAAGCCCUUUGAGAUCUCUCUGUGGAUCCUCCUGGCCCUGCUCAUGAAACUUGGUUUUCACAUUAUUCCCAGAGUGUCGCACAUCGUCCCAGAGAGCUGUCUGCUGAUCUUCGUUGGUCUGCUGGUUGGCGGUAUUAUCAAAGCCAUCGGGGGGGAAGCCCCGGUCCUGGACUCCAAGCUGUUCUUCCUCUAUCUGCUGCCUCCCAUCAUCCUCGAUGCCGGAUACUUCCUGCCCAUCCGGGCAUUCACGGAGAACAUGGGCACCAUCCUGGUGUUUGCGGUGGUGGGGACUCUGUGGAACACCUUCUUCCUCGGCGGGAUGAUGUACGGCGUGUGUCAGAUUGAAGGAGCCAAUUUGGGCAACGUGGACCUGCUGUCCUGCAUGCUGUUCGGCUCCAUCGUCUCGGCCGUUGACCCCGUGGCCGUCCUGGCCGUGUUCGAGGAGAUCCACAUCAACGAGCUGCUGCACAUCCUCGUGUUCGGGGAGUCGCUCCUCAACGACGCCGUCACUGUGGUUCUGUAUCAUCUGUUCGAGGAGUUCUCUCAAGUAGGAACUGUGACUGCGGUCGACGCCCUGCUCGGUGUAGUCUGUUUCUUCGUGGUUUCUGUGGGAGGCGUCAUGGUGGGAGCCAUCUACGGCCUCCUGGGUGCCUUUACUUCCCGCUUCACCUCGCACACCCGAGUCAUCGAGCCACUGUUUGUUUUUCUCUACAGCUACAUGGCUUACCUCUCUGCCGAGGUCUUCCAUCUAUCAGGCAUCAUGUCGUUGAUAGCAUGUGGCGUGAUGAUGCGACCGUACGUGGAGGCCAACAUCUCCCACAAGUCGUACACUACCAUCAAAUAUUUCCUGAAGAUGUGGAGCAGCGUGAGCGAGACGCUCAUCUUCAUCUUCCUCGGUGUUUCCACAGUGGCCGGUCCUCACGCCUGGAACUGGACCUUUGUCGUUUUCACUGUGAUCCUCUGUCUGGUGUCAAGAGUUCUCGGAGUCAUUGGCCUCACAUACAUCAUCAAUAAAUUCCGCAUUGUGAAGUUGACCAAAAAAGACCAAUUCAUUGUUGCCUAUGGUGGCCUGCGAGGGGCCAUAGCCUUUUCACUGGGGUUCCUGCUGACUAACAGCAAGAUGAAGGACCUGUUCCUUACCGCCAUCAUCACAGUCAUCUUCUUCACAGUAUUUGUGCAGGGAAUGACAAUCAGGCCUUUGGUGGAGCUUCUGGCGGUGAAGAGGAAGAAGGAGACCAAAGGAUCAAUUAAUGAGGAGAUUCACACACAGUUCCUGGAUCAUCUCCUCACAGGCAUUGAAGACAUCUGUGGUCAUUACGGGCAUCAUCACUGGAAAGACAAGCUGAACCGCUUCAACAAGGCCUACGUGAAAAGGUGGCUGAUCGCAGGCGACCGCUCCACUGAGCCUCAGCUCAUCUCCUUCUACAACAAGAUGGAGAUGAAACAGGCCAUGAUGCUGGUGGAGAGUGGAAGCGCCGCUAAGCUGCCCACGAUUGUGUCGUCCGUCUCCAUGCAAAACAUUCAGCCAAGAGGGUCGGCCAGACAACGGGCAAUCCCGAGCAUCUCAAAAAGUCGCGAGGAAGAGAUCAGAAAGAUCCUGCGAAGCCACCUGCAGAAGACCAGACAGCGGCUUCGUUCUUACAGCAGACAUGACCUGAUGAUCGACCCGUUUGAGGACAGUAUGAGUGAAAUUCGCUUCAGGAAGCAGAGGGUGGAGAUGGAGAGGAGGAUGAGUCACUACCUCACGGUUCCUGCAAACCGCAAAGAAGCACCAGCGCCAGUGAGAAAAGUCUGCUUUGACUCAGAACACCAGGUUUACACUUAUGAUAACAGUGAGAGCCCCCGAGGCCAGACGGCUCAGCCACAUCCCUGCCCUCCUGAUGCCGUCAGCCUGUUGAACGAAUCACCCCAGAGGACCAAUCAGAGCAACGCACAGAGAGCCAAAGGUGACGCUCAGCUGAGGACGAAAGUGCCAGACGAUCAGGAUGAGCAAGAGCAAAUAAAACUAUCACGCUGCCUUAGUGACCCCGGUCCCAACAAGGACGAGGAAGAGGAUGGCUCAUGAUAUCUCUCAUAUUUACAGUUUAUAAUCUCCUUGUGUCAUCUGUUGUAUUCAAAGAGUGGAGAUCCCUGCUUGACAUUUAUUAAUUUAAAAUAGUUGAUAGUGUUAUUCUUUUCCAUGUUCUGUAUUUGUGAGAUGAGAUUAUGCAAAAAGAAAAAAUCCAUGAGUUCAUAAGGAUUUUUAUCAUGUAACACAUUACCAAAGCAUGUACCACUGACCAUUUGCUUUUUCAGGAUUUUAUUACAGCCUGUAUUGUGCCAAACGUCAACAGUGACAGAUAUCGUUUGAAUGUUGUGCUAACAGCACACAGUUUCAGACAGUCGCUCCUGGAAGACAUGCAUAGUGUUGGGGUCGGUUAUUCACAUGAAAAGUAACAGAAUUGUUGAGUACCAAAUUAAUUAAAGCGAGCUUGAGAGAGGAGUUCAAACCCAGCUUUCCUUCUCACCUCAAGUGGCUAUGAAUGUGGGUUUGUUAGCAUAUGAUGUCGUAAAGGUGUGUACAGGUGGUUUCUGAAGCUAUUUGGUCCGACAAGCAACUUUAAAUUAAACUGGUGCCUUUGGUCCUUUUAUUAACUGUGAAAAGGGUCUCACUCUUUACAUAUCCUGGUCAAAAUUCUUUAAGAACUCAUUUGAGCAGGUGAUGCCAUUAUCAAAACAUUUUAAACUCAAAUAUCAAUAUUGGUAUCUGUUAUCAAUCCAGUCAUACUAUCCUAUAUAUAUAAAAACACGACCAGAGGGUAUAAUUUCCAGUGAUUGAAAAUGUGUUUUGCUCAGUUAAGUGUCCUGGUGAAACUGAAGUAACAAAUCUGGUGUUAAAAUGACUUACAAGUGAAGAAUAAAUUGCAAAUAUUGUUUGACCGAGGUAUGUGAACAAGCUUAGCACUAACAGCGCUCCAUGACUGAUCAAUGUUUUCUCAGGGACAGCAACAAGACACAGUACUGACAGAUUCCUCUGCACACAUAAAUAAGUGUUUCUGUCCAAAACCUGUUCCACCUAAAUCUAUUUAAAAUGUUACUGUUUUGUAAGCUUAAGUGUUUUGACUUCUAAGAGCUUCACUUAGAUUAAAGCAGUGAUUACGUUUGUCGACUUUGUAACAAAAUUCUACAUAUCUGUUCCUGCUAACUGAGCAUGCUUGGACACUUUUAUUAGGAGGUUAAAGAGGUAAAACAUUUUUCAUAUCUGCAGCCUGAGCUUCCACUGCCUCCACAUGUAUGCCUUAAAAUGUGUUGUGCUUUCUGUGUGUGUGCGUGUGUGUGUGUGUGUGUGUGUGUGUGUGUGUGUGUAGCAGUCGAUGUAUUGUUUUAUAUUUUGAAAAAGAAAAUGUCCUCAAGUCAUAAAUAUUUGUCAAAUGAAGGAAAGUCUCAUUUCUGUCUGAAAUAAAGGUUAAUUGCCUGUG